AUGGCCGACGAGGCGGAGGAGGUAAACACUUUAGACACUUCAGACACUUUAAACACAACCGUGGAGAGUAACGAGUCCAAACAGGAGACAAACCAUCUGCAAGUUUCACCAGACGCCUCAGAUGGCGACGCUGCGGGAGGGAGCUGUCCCGUGGAGGACGAGGACACGUCUCUAAACGCCGCGCAGAGUGACUGGUCCGCGCCUCUGCUGUCUCUGGCUCGGAAGGCCACGGAGAGUAUCAGUGGAGGGGUUAUCUCAGCUGCUGCGGCUCUACCGAGAAGAAACAGCAGUGGCCAGGGGUCUGUCUCGGACCACCAGAGCCCACAGGAGUUGCUGAAUACCGUGAGGAAGCUGCCAGUUUUGCCCCCAAAGGAUCACAUGGCUAUAGAAAGAUCCAAUCUCCUCAGUAUGAUGAAGCUGAGCAUCAAAGUCUUGAUCCAGUCCUCUCUGAGCCUGGGCCGGACAAUGGAUUCUGAAUAUCCUCCACUGCAACAGUUCUUUGUUGUUCUAGAACACUGCCUCAAGCAUGGAUUAAAAGUAAAGAAAUCUUUCAUUAGCCAGAACAAAUCUAUUUGGGGACCAUUGGAGCUGGUGGAGAAACUUUGCCCUGAAUCUGUAGAUAUUACCACAAGUGCCAGAGACAUGCCGGGCAUCAAGAGUGGGUUAGGACGAGCAAGGGCGUGGCUGCAUUUGGCACUAAUGCAGAAGAAAGUGGCUGACUAUAUGAAAGUUCUGUUGGACCAUAAAGAGCUCCUUAGUGAGUUUUAUGAUGCAGGUGCUCUAAUGAUUGAAGAGGAAGGCUCAGUCAUGGGGGGAUUGUUGGUUGGAGUCAAUGUUAUUGAUGCCAACCUGUGUAUUAAAGGAGAAGACCUUGAUUCUCAGGUUGGAGUCAUUGACUUUUCUCUUUACCUGAAAGACCCUGCACACAGUGAAACUUCACAAGAUGAAUCAAAGAUGAAUGUUAUUCUUGAUCAAAAGCAUUAUGUUGAGGAGUUAAAUCGACACCUCAGUGGAACAGUCACAGAUUUACAAGCAAAGAUGGACUCCCUGGAAAGGACAAAUGGCAAACUUGUUGAGGAGCUGACUGCAGCCACUGAUCGGAUAAACUCUCUGAGGGAAGAACAAGAACAGCUGAAAAAAGAGAACGAGUCUAUUCUGCAUUCCAGUCAAAAGAAGGAAGAGGCAGCACUACAAGACAGCCAAGCCGAGCUGGACACGUACAGACAGACGAGACAAGGCCUGGACGAGAUGUACAAUGUGGUAUGGACCCAGUACAAAGAGGAGAAGCGCAUUCGCCUGGAGUUGGAACGUGAGUUGGAAUUACAAGUUGGGUUCAAGCAAGAAAUGGAGGUGGCCAUGAAGCUGUUGGAGAAAGACACACAUGAAAAGCAAAACACACUUGCAGCCCUGCGGCUCCAGCUUGACCAGGUCAAGACUCUAAACUUGCAAAUGUUUCAAAAGGCACAGGCAUCACAGCAGGAAGCUGAAAAAAAGCAGGCAGAAGCAACCCAGCUUGAGCAGAGAAUGCAUGAAAUGGAAAAUACUUUAAAGGAUUUGGAGAAACGAUUACAAGACUCUGAGCAAGAACGAAGAAAAGAUGUUCAAAAUGAUAAAAAGAUGAAGGACGAGCUCAAGGGGAAAACGGACGUUUUACAGAAACAGCUUUCCGACCUGGAUGCAAUGAGGCUUGGUUUAGAGAUGGAGUUGCGAACAGAGAGAGAAAAGAGGCAAAGCCUACAGAAAACUCUUCAAAGAGAGCAAGACAACAGCACAGAAUUACAAACACAGUUACAACAACUGCAGGGGCUCCACACAGAGAUGCAGGGCCUAAAAGAGGAAAAGCAGCAGCUUCAGCAGAUAUGUGAAGAGCAGGAAAAGGCUCUACAGGAGAUGGGACUGCACCUUAGUCAGUCCAAAUUAAAGAUGGAAGAUUUCAGGGAAGUUAAUAAAGCACUUAAGGGUCAUGCCUGGUUGAAAGAUGAUGAAGCGACUCAAUGCAAACAAUGCCAAAAAGAGUUUUCAAUAUCACGCAGAAAGCAUCACUGUAGGAACUGUGGGGAUAUUUACUGCAACAGUUGCUCUAGUAACGAGCUGGCCUUACCCUCGUACCCACGCCCUGUUCGUGUGUGUGACAUGUGCCACUCACUCCUGCUGCAGAGAGGCAAAAUCUCACAAUCUUGA
Molecule: messenger RNA, 2181 nt
Organism: Knipowitschia caucasica
Lineage: Eukaryota; Metazoa; Chordata; Actinopteri; Gobiiformes; Gobiidae
Source: the annotation of a GenBank genome assembly